Molecule: messenger RNA, 1193 nt
Organism: Salvia splendens (bonfire salvia)
Lineage: Eukaryota; Viridiplantae; Streptophyta; Magnoliopsida; Lamiales; Lamiaceae
Product: aquaporin TIP1-1
Exons: 2
Coding region: 175-960 (261 amino acids)
Biological process (GO): water transport; transmembrane transport
Cellular component (GO): plant-type vacuole membrane
Molecular function (GO): water channel activity
Source: RefSeq, a predicted model, not a curated record
CAGCACCAUUUUUUUUAAUAUUAUUAAAAAAUCCCAUUCAAAAGAAAUGUUACUCCGCUCGUUACAUGAGAUAAUAAAUCAUCCCAAUUCCCAAAUACUAGUAGAGUAGUAUAAAAAUACUGACCCACUGAGCUCGUUUCCACCCAACACACAGUCGUGAAUAAUUAAUCAAUCAUGCCCGGCCACACUGAAUACUUCAACCCCCCUCUCCGCCGCGUGUCGGUGGGCAACAGCGACGAAUUCCGUCAGCCGGACACCGUGAAGGCGGCUCUGGCGGAGUUCAUCAGCACCCUCAUCUUCGUCUUCGCCGGCUCCGGCUCCACCAUGGCCUACAACAAGAUCACUGCUUCUAGUCCCGCCACCCCCGCCGGCCUAGUGGCCGCCUCCAUCGCCUACGGCUUCGCCCUCUUCGUCGCGGUCUCCGUCUCCGCCAACAUCUCCGGCGGCCACGUCAACCCCGCCGUUACUUUCGGCUUGUUUGUCGGCGGAAACAUCACUCUCUUCCGCGGCCUACUAUACAUCAUCGCACAGCUCCUCGGCUCCGUUGCUGCUUGCUUCCUCCUCAUUUUCACUACUGGUGGACUGGAAACGCCGGCGUUCACCGUGUCGGCCGGAGUUUCGGUGUGGGCCGGCCUAGUAUUUGAGAUCGUUAUGACUUUCGGACUGGUUUACACUGUGUACGCCACCGCCGUUGAUCCCAAUAAGGGCCAAUUGGGGACCAUUGCUCCCAUCGCAAUUGGUUUCAUUGUAGCGGCAAACAUUCUCGCCGGUGGCGCCUUCACCGGCGCCUCCAUGAACCCGGCCGUGUCUUUUGGGCCGGCUCUGGCCAGCUUCAACUGGACCAACCACUGGGUUUUCUGGGCCGGGCCGCUUAUCGGCGCCGCCAUCGCUGGAAUUGUUUAUGAGGCUUUCUUCAUCAGCCACUCCGGCCAUGAGCGGUUGCCAGGCGGCGAUUACUGAUUCGAUAAAUGAACUUUCUUCACGUGAGAUGGUUGGACGAAAUAUCUCUAUCUACUUCUUCUCGGUCUUCUUUUGUUCCUUUUUUUUAAAAUUUAAAUUCAGUUUGGUAUAUUAUGCCUAUCGUGUCUAAAAUUCCUGUAUUUUAAAAUGUACUGUGUCUAUUUUGCUUGGAAUAUCCCGUAAUUUUGUCACAGAAUAAUUUUGGUUGGAGUAAUUUUAUCAUGGUUUUGUAA